AUGCCCUCGUCCGUUGCAAUCGUGACUGGCGGCGCCGGCGAUAUUGGCCUGGCCAUCGCCCGCAGGCUUAGCGACUCCCACGACAAGGUGGUGAUCCUCGACAUCGACAGCAGCAGACUCGACGCAGCCCUGGCGGCCCUCAACGACAGUGACAAGUUCGACCGAUGUCUCUGCGACAUCACCGACAGCAAGCAAGUAGCAGAACUGCCUCGCCGCAUCCUGGGCCAAAGAGGCGAACAAAAUGAUGCGGUGGUGCACACGCUGGUCAACAACGCCGGCGGUUCAGCAGCCUACAGCCUCCACGAGACGACGCCCACAGCCUGGCAGCGAGAGACCGCACUCAACCUCGAUGCAGCGUUCUUCUGCUUCAGCGCCUUUCAGGACGACCUCAAACGCUCGCGGGGAUCCGUCAUCAACAUCGUCUCCGUCAACGGUCUCGCCGUCUACGGAAACCCAGCCUACAGCGCCGCAAAGGCUGGCCUCAUCCACCUCACAAAGUCCAUAGCCGUGGAGUAUGGCAGAUACGGAAUCCGGGCCAACGCAGUAGCCCCAGGGACGGUCCGGACGGCGGCAUGGACGGCCAGACAGGAGGCUAACCCACACGUCUUCCAAGAUGUCGCUCAGUGGUACCCGCUCAACCGUAUCGUCGAACCGGAGGACGUGGCGAAUGCGGUGGCUUUCCUGGCCAGCGAGCAGGCCGCUGCUAUUACGGGGAUCUGUCUACCUGUCGACUGCGGUCUUACCGCGGGCCAGACGGCCGUUGCUCGAACUAUAACGCAGUCGGAGCAUUACUAG
Nannizzia gypsea CBS 118893 is the source of this 795-nucleotide messenger RNA. Its product is annotated as 3-oxoacyl-[acyl-carrier-protein] reductase. Gene Ontology annotation, molecular function: oxidoreductase activity. NCBI's taxonomy places the organism in Eukaryota, Fungi, Ascomycota, Eurotiomycetes, Onygenales, Arthrodermataceae. Bases 1 to 795 code for a protein of 264 amino acids. The transcript has a single exon. The record is from RefSeq and is a predicted model, not a curated record.